This is a messenger RNA of Perca fluviatilis (European perch), 1848 nucleotides long. RefSeq names its product G2/M phase-specific E3 ubiquitin-protein ligase-like. The transcript is spliced from 10 exons. Gene Ontology annotation, cellular component: nucleus. Gene Ontology annotation, molecular function: ubiquitin-protein transferase activity. Gene Ontology annotation, biological process: positive regulation of protein catabolic process; proteasome-mediated ubiquitin-dependent protein catabolic process; protein polyubiquitination. The coding region runs from base 93 to 1832 and encodes 579 amino acids. The record is from RefSeq and is a predicted model, not a curated record. Lineage: Eukaryota; Metazoa; Chordata; Actinopteri; Perciformes; Percidae.
AAUUUCGCUGUGACUGGGAUUCCGGAAGAGUGUUGCAGGCAAUAACGGUGGCCUUCCAGCCAAUUCUGGAGGGCUGCAGGUUGCAAAUCUUGAUGCCUUGUCACAACAAACUAGUCGAGCCAUCCCUAACCUCCAAUCAAAAGUUGAGUGGAGGCCUUUUGAAAAAACUCUUCCAUCAAAAGUCCAUUUACGUCAGGCCUGACAAGGUCAUUUUGAGUGUGGAAAACCAAUCCCCAUCUUCUGAGGAAGACAGCCAUGCAGAGAGCCUUGAUUUUGCUCAAAUGUCAGACAGUGACAAAUGUGUCACUGGUAGUGUAGGUGACAUUUCCAAAGAGGUCGUCUCAGCUAUCUCCACUGUUGAGACCCAGUCCCUCUUCAGAAAUAACCCUUCCAUCUCCAGUGGUGAUCAAGUUAUUUGGUGUGUUGCUACCGAAGAUAUUUGCACCGGUGCACCUUCCAUCUCAGCUGACACCGCCACCAUGUCCACUAGUCCUCCUGUGAUCGCUAUUGAUGAUACCCUCAUCCUGGCCAGUGGAACCUCUGCAAUCUCCAGUGGCAACACCUCUGGUGUGUCCCAUGGUCCCCAACCAUCUGGCAAUAUUUCAUCCAGCACAUCCUACAGUACAUACCUGGACCUAUUUGAGGAAGAAUACCUCUCUGAUGACCAUGAUCUCCAGGAAGCCAUUUCAAGGUCUUUAGAUUCCAGUGCAAGUGAGAGUGAUUUAAAGGUGACGUUGGAGAGCGUAAUGGAGCGGAUUGCUUCUCGAGUAAAUAAUGACAGCACUGUACGCUUCAAUAUUGUAAGAAGAAAUGUGUGGGAUGGAGCAUCCAGAGCCAUGGGCAGAUCCAAUUUUUCACCCGAGAAGAAGGUUGACGUUAAGUUCACUGAUGACUAUGGGAUAUCUGAGGGUGCUGUGGACAAUGGAGGUCCUACUCGUGAGUUUUUCCGACUCUGUCUACACGAAAUCAAGGACAAGAUUGGCAUCUUUGAGGGUCCACCUAAUGCUAAAGUCCUUACAUGCAACUCCAAAGCAAUGAAAGACAAUGGAUACUUUUAUGCUGGUCAGAUCAUGGCAAUGUCAAUCGCCCAUGGGGGGCAGAGUCCGUGUUUCCUUUCUGAACUCUUGUACGAGUGUCUUAUAAAGGGUCCAGACAAUGUGAAGGUCAAAACUGAGCAUAUUACUGAUGAAGAAACAAGGUCACAGGUGCAGUCGAUCAUACGGGCUGAGACUGAAUCACAACUGCAAGAGGCAGUUGCACAGGCAGCCAGCUUAAUCAGUCUUGCUGGUCACAAUGUUCGCAUAACACUGGAAAACAAACAAGAGACUGCUUUGGACUUGGCACACUGGUAUGUCCUCCAGCGGACCCGUGCACCUUUUGAAAGGUUCAGAGAUGGUUUAACAUCUCUAGGUGUCCUAGAUGCUCUCCAGAGAUACCCUCUACAAACAAAGUGCCUUUUUGUGAAGGCUGAAAAGGGUUUAACAGCGACUGAUGUGGAGAAUCUCUUCAAGAUCAUUUACUCCGAAAGAGGGAGUAAUGCAUUUCGAGAAGAGUGCCGAAUCCUGGCUUUCUGGCAAGACUAUCUUCAGGAUGCUGAAAUUGAAAACGAUGUCUCUCUAGAAGAUAUUCUUGUUUUCUUUACUGGAUGUGACCGCAUUCCAGCACUGGGUUUCUCUCCAAAGCCCAGCCUUGAAUUCAUCACCCACUGCCGAUUUCCAGUGGCUAAUACUUGCGAAAAUAUUCUUCGCAUACCAGUUCAUGCAGAAUACACAGAUUUCAGAUCUGACAUGAAUUUUGCCAUACGCAAUUCACCCGGAUUUGGAAGAGCAUGAGAUGUCAAAAACAUUG